AUGGACAACUCUGACGUUAAAAUUGACAUACCUCAAUAUAAAGAUGUGUAUAUAACAGAAAAGGAUGGAGAGUUGCCAAAACUUAUACCAACUGACGAAGAUGGUUCGUUGGCUUUGGAUACAGUUGCUGUUAGCUUUCCGGGUGUUAUCGGUUUGGGAUAUAAAUGUACUGAAACUGGAUUGUUUCGACAACUUUUGUAAAUUUUUUUGAAGAUUUAUUCUAGGAUCUAUGUGUCUCUUUUUGAAUUUUUCUUGAUUUU
This is a messenger RNA of Meloidogyne enterolobii, 260 nucleotides long. The record is from the annotation of a GenBank genome assembly. Lineage: Eukaryota; Metazoa; Nematoda; Chromadorea; Rhabditida; Meloidogynidae.